Messenger RNA from Oikopleura dioica, 633 nucleotides. Lineage: Eukaryota; Metazoa; Chordata; Appendicularia; Copelata; Oikopleuridae. The record is from the annotation of a GenBank genome assembly.
AUGAACAAUAACGACAACAUCGACUCUACGACAGAAGAUAUGGAGAUGGCAGAGGAGCCCGACUAUAGUAACGAACAGGAGAUCGUCGACUAUCUGAUGCAGUUUACGACGAAGGAAAGCAAGGAAGCGCGCGUCACGCGAAACCAGAACGGACAUUUCGAUCGGACAAGUUCCAACACAUUGGAGCCUUUGAAGGUAACAACUGCUGCUUUACGCUCGCUGGUGAGACGUCUCAAAAGAAAAGAUGAUAAAAGUGGCUUGGAAAACCUCAUCCGCUGUAUUAGAGACCGGGACAGCGAAACUUUGUGCAUAAAAAUACCAAGAUCACUCGAUGGCCGCAUGCAAGUAGCCCAACGGAAAGUUGUGCCACACAUGUGUUACUUCAGAAUCUUCCGAAACUGGUUCGUGAGCAACUACCACGAUCUUGAAGCACGAGUGACGUGCAGAUACUCAUAUGCUGAAUCGCAGCAAACAUCUUACGUCUGCCUCAACCCCUACCACUACGAACAGAAAAAAGAACGCGUCGGUCCAGCUCCAUCCCAAGGUCAUCAAAAUCAAGGCUAUGGCGAUCAAUACAUGGACACCUCGAACCAGCCGGGUUCUGGCGGGUACUACUCCCCGAUAAUCAGAUGA